CGCCCGCUGCCGCCCGCCCCGGCCCGCCCCGACCCCGGAGGCGCUGGCGGCUGCCGAGGAGACCGUUGGCGCCGGCGGCGGGGCGCGGGGCGCGGGGCGCGGAGCCGGCGGCCGGGCGAGGCGGGGCAGCGGCGCGGGCCGGCCGCUGCUUCCGGAGAGAGCGUGGUGUGUCCGCAUCCGGAGCUGCAGCCUGCUGGCAUGACUGAGCACGUCCCUGGGCUCGCCAGCGCGUCGCCAUGCACCGGGUGGCCGAGGCGGGGAAGCGUGCGCCCCGCGUGCGCAGCGUGGAGGUGGCCAGGGGCCGCGCGGGCUACGGGUUCACCCUCGCGGGGCAGGCGCCCUGCGUGCUCAGCGGCGUCCUGCGCGGGAGCCCGGCCGACCUCGUGGGCCUGCGCGCCGGCGACCAGCUCCUUGCGGUCAACGAGAUCAACGUGAGGACGGCGGCGCACGAGGACGUGGUGAAGCUGGUCGGGAGGUGCUCCGGCAUCCUGCGCAUGGUGGUGGGCGACGGCCUUGGCCACGGGGAGCCCUGCUCCAGCGACGACGAAGGGGGGCUCCACGAAGGCAGAGGCUGGCGGAGGCCCAGGCUCGAUUCCAAAGCCUUGGGCAUAAACCGGGCGGAGCGGGUCGUGGAGGACAUGCAGUCGGGGGGGAUCUUCAACAUGAUUUUUGAAAAUCCCAGUCUCUGCGCAGGGGGUUCGGAGCCCCUGAAAUUGAAACAAAGAUCCCUUUCGGAGUCAGCUGCGUCUAGAUUUGACGUGGGACACGAAAGCCCGAGCGGUGGGAACCCCAGCGUGCUUUCUAAGGAGGAGACAUCGAACGCGCUGAGCAAUGGCUCGGUGUUCGGCGCCGGACUGGAGGAGGACGCGGACUUCGCAGUCGACGCGAGCAUCCUGAACGUCGCCAUGGUCGUUGGCUACCUGGGCUCCAUCGAGCUCCCUUCCACAAGCGCCAGCCUCGAGUCUGACAGCCUGCAGGCCAUCCGCGGCUGCAUGCGGCGCCUGCGGGCCGAGCAGAAGAUCCACUCGCUGGUGGCCAUGAAGGUCAUGCACGACUGCGUGCAGCUGUGCGCCGACAGGGCGGGCGUCGUGGCCGAGUACCCCUCGGAGAAGCUUGCCUUCAGCGCCGUGUGCCCCGACGACAGGAGGUUCUUUGGGCUCGUGACCAUGCAGGCCGGCGAUGACGGCAGCCUGGCCGGGGAUGACGAGGGGGCCCUGCGGACGUCCUGCCACGUCUUCAUGGUGGACCCGGACCUGUUCCACCACAGGAUCCACCAGGGCAUCGCCAGGCGGUUCGGGUUCGAGUGCACGGCGGACCCCGACACCAGCGGCUGCCUGGAGUUCCCCGCGUCCUCCCUGCCCGUGCUGCAGUUCGUGUCCGUCCUGUACCGGGACAUGGGCGAGCUCAUCGAGGGUGUGCGGGCCCGGGCCUUCCUGGACGGCGAGGCGGACGCCCACCACACCAGCACCAGCAGCACCAGCGACAGUGGCAUCGGCAACUUCAGCCAGGAGGACCGGGGCGGCCGGGUCCUGGUGGUGGACCUGGGCGGGGGCGCGGGCGGGAGGGGCCCGCAUCCCCGGGGCGCCCCCCGCAAUGGCACCCGCUGUCCCGGGCCGGAGGGGAGCCCCCCGCGUGCGGCCGCCCCGCCGGCCGACAGUCUCCGCGACUGGAGCGCGCACUCGGGCCCGACCUCGCACGCCGAGGGGCCCCCGGCGUCCUCCCCGUGGGGCUCUGUGCCUCCUCCCACCAGGGGCGCCCUGGGCGCCGGCUGCGGCCCCGGUCAGAGGUGGCUCCCGGGCCGUGUGCUGCAGGAGUGGCCGUGCGGGCUCGCCAGUGACCAGGAGUCGCACACGGACUCCACCGACGGCUGGUCCAGCGUCAACUGCGGCACGCUGCCGCCACCCAUGAGCAAGAUCCCUGCCGACCGCUACCGGGUGGAGGGCCCCUUCGCACAGCCCCCGCUGGGCGCCCCCAAGGGCGAGUGGGCCAGGAAGGCGUUCGGAAUGCACAGCUUUUUUGGGCCUCAUCGCACUGUAAGAAAGACUAAAGAAGACAAAAAGGCCUCCAGAUUUGGGCGUGGACUUGGCCUCAUUCAGACUUCUCAGCGUCCUUCUGCUCGGAGAUCAUUUGGAAGAUCCAGGAGGUUUAGUGUCACUCGCUCGCUCGACGAUCUCGAGUCUGCCACCGUGUCCGACGGAGAGCUCAACGGCGCCGACCUACAGGACGGCGCGAGUAGCAACAGCCUGAGCAGCAACGCCAGCCUCCCGAGCGUGCAGAGCUGCCGGCGCCUCCGCGAGCGGAGGGUGGCCAGCUGGGCCGUGUCCUUUGAGCGCCUGCUGCAGGAUCCCGUUGGCGUUAAGUACUUCUCUGAUUUUCUAAGGAAGGAAUUCAGUGAAGAAAACAUUUUAUUCUGGCAGGCCUGCGAAUAUUUUAAUCAUGUUCCUGCACAUGACAAAAAAGAGCUCUCCUCCAGGGCCCGGGAGAUCUUCAGCAGGUUUCUGUGCAGCAAAGCCACCACCCCCGUCAACAUCGACAGCCAGGCCCAGCUGGCGGACGACAUCCUCAGUGCCCCGCACCCCGACAUGUUCAAGGAGCAGCAGCUGCAGAUCUUCAACCUGAUGAAGUUCGACAGCUACACGCGCUUCCUGAAGUCACCGCUGUACCAGGCGUGCGUCCUGGCGGAGGUGGAGGGCCGCUCUCUGCCCGACUCCCAGCGCGUGCCCAGCAGCCCGGCUUCCAAGCACAGCGUCGGCUCCGACCACUCCAGCGUCUCCACGCCCAAGAAGUUAAGUGGAAAAUCAAAAUCUGGACGGUCCCUGAACGAGGAGCUGGGAGAAGAGGACAGUGAGAAGAAGCGGAAAGGGGCGUUUUUCUCCUGGUCGAGGAGCAGGAGCACUGGGCGGUCCCAGAAGAAGAAGGACCACGGCGAGCGUGCCCAUGACGCCGUCGCUGCCAACGGAGGCCUGCGCCGCAGGGAGUCCCAGGGCUCCGCGUCCUCGGCAGGGAGCCUGGACCUGGCGGAGCCCUGCCGGACCCCAGUGCCUGAGAAGGAGAAGGCAUCCAAGCACUGCUGCGUCCACCUGCCUGAUGGCACGUCCUGCGUGGUGGCUGUGAAGGCGGGCUUCUCCGUCAAGGAGAUCCUGUCGGGGCUCUGCGAGAGACACGGCAUCAACGGGGCAGCUGUUGACCUCUUCCUGGUGGGCGGGGACAAGCCUUUAGUGCUGCACCAGGACAGCAGCAUCUUGGAGUCCAGGGACCUGCGCCUGGAGAAGCGGACUUUGUUUCGGCUGGACCUCGUCCCGAUUAACCGCUCGGUGGGACUCAAGGCCAAACCCACCAAGCCCGUCACGGAGGUUCUGCGGCCCGUGGUGGCCAAGUACGGGCUGGACCUGAGCGAGCUGGUGGUGAGACUGAGUGGAGAGAAGCAGCUCCUGGACCUCGGCGUCCCCAUUGCGAGCCUCGACGGACAGCGGGUCGUCCUGGAGGAGAAGGACCGCCCCAAGGGAAAAGUACCCGCAGAUAAACAGAAGGGUGCCGCAGCCAAGCAGCAUGUAGCUGGGAAGCCCACUUCCAGAAGUCACGCGGCUACGGGAGAGGAAAGAACGCUAGGCAAGUCUAAUUCUAUUAAAAUAAAAGGAGAAAAUGGAAAAAAUGCUAGGGAGCCCCGGCUUUCAAAGAGAGAAGAAUCUAUUGCAAAGAUUGGGAAAAAAAAAUAUCAGAAAAUUAAUUUGGACGAAGCAGAGGAGUUUUUUGAGCUCAUUUCCAAAGCUCAGAGCAGCAGAGCCGACGACCAGCGGGGCCUGCUGAGGAAGGAAGACCUGGUGCUCCCCGAGUUUCUCCGCUUACCUGCCGGCUCCUCGGGGCUCGCCGCCACCCCAGCCUCAGCCAAGGGACUCGCGAAGAACAGCGGCAAGGAGAGAGCGCCCCAGCUCCAUGAAAAGCGGGGCUCGGCCCAGGACUCUGUCGAAAGCCCAGCGGCCAGCUCCAGCUCGGCCGACAGCCAGCCCUGGUCCCCGGCCACCACCCCGCCCGGGCCUCCUGCGCAGGAAGGAGCCGCGCCGAUGGGGGCCGGGGCCGCGGGCAUCGAGAUGGAGGAGGACGGUCCCACGGCCGACCUGACCUUGGUGGGGGAGGGGGACAUCAGCAGCCCCAACAGCACCCUGCUGCCGUCGCCCCCCGGCCCGCGAGCUGAAGCCCACCGCCCGCCCCCAGCCCCUCUGCCGGACGCGCAGGACACACCAGGACCUCCGAGACCAGGUGGGGCCCGUGGCCACCGAGGCCCCCCGGUCAGCAGGACCAUUGACGUGGACCGCGUCGCGGGCUCGGCCCCCGGGCUGGACGGCAGCGCCCCAGGGGUGCGGACGGGCCGGGGGAAGUCGCGGGCCGGCGUGCCCCCAACACAGGGUCUCCCCAGCCACUCCCCCGCCCCAGGAGAGCCCGCCAAGGCCGGUCGGCACCGCGCCACCUUCGUCUGAGCUGCCAGCCCUCCGACGGCCAGCACCUCUGACCCGCAGGGCAGCCGCUCCCUGGCCUGGCCUCCUUGUGACAAGUGUGUGGAGGCUGUGGCCUCGGGGGCCGUCCUGGGGUCCCCAGGGAGCACCCUCGAGAGCCCUGCGGAGCCGUCGACACGCCUGGGAGCCACAGCAGGAGGGGAUGGCCCGGGGCGGAGUCGACUGUCCACGGACAGAGGGGACGGCCCGGGGAGGAGGACCCGACCCCCGUCGGAGUCAUGACCCUGGGGGAGGCCACAGCUUCCGACCCCACAGGGCUGCUGGACACUGCCCACCAGCCCCUUGGCACCCAGCUCUCCUCAAUAAAGCAUCCUGAGCCCU
Choloepus didactylus (southern two-toed sloth) is the source of this 4832-nucleotide messenger RNA. It is a transcript of the gene RGS12, whose product is annotated as regulator of G protein signaling 12. Gene Ontology annotation, molecular function: GTPase activator activity; protein binding. Gene Ontology annotation, biological process: signal transduction. The record is from RefSeq and is a predicted model, not a curated record. The transcript is spliced from 18 exons. Bases 237 to 4475 code for a protein of 1412 amino acids. NCBI's taxonomy places the organism in Eukaryota, Metazoa, Chordata, Mammalia, Pilosa, Megalonychidae.